UUCUCCUUCCCUCACUCUCCUCCUCUCUGCCUCACCACUUUCAUAGUGCAUCUUCUCUCUCAUUUGCAUUUGUUCUGCUUCCUCGUGACAAGAAACAGUUCAUGUCAAAGAGCUGCGUGAGAAAAUCAGAUUGGAGUUAGAUACGCCCUGGAUGACAGUACAGACUGAAAUGAGCAGGUACACUGAGGAUGGGGCUGUUCAGAGUAGAAGACUUUCUGAGCUGGAUAAUUGUUGCUGAUUGAAGUGUAAAGCAAGAAGGUAAUUAGAGACUUGGCACUGGUACAUCACGACAGCAGCAGUGUUACCAUGGAGACUGGCAAGCCGGGAUUGGCGAGUGCUCCAGUGCACAUCAACUCCGUCGCAGCACAGACAGAGAAAAGGAUGGACAUCCAGGCCCCGCUGACGGCUGUUUACAUCCACACAGUGCCUGCUCUACCAGCACAGCCUUUCCCCCAGCUUCCUGCAGCUGCCCGGGAGCCAGCCACACUCCAUCUGGCCAUGCCGCAGCUCUACUCCAAGGAGACGCUUCCCCUUCUGACACUCCAUAUUGCUGGUGGGCUGCAGUCUAAGCCGGGAUUGACUCUGGCAGCCGCUGCUCCUGCAGCCAGACCCAAGGCGGCAGGAAAGCACAUGUGUCCUCACUGUGGACGGGACUGUAUGAAGCCCAGCGUGCUGGAGAAACAUCUGCGCUGCCACACUGGGGAGCGGCCUUACCCCUGCACCACUUGUGGAGUUUCUUUCAAGACUCAGAGCAACCUUUACAAACAUAAGCGUACUCAGGCUCAUGCUCGCCUCUCGUCUGAAUCGGAGCAGAGCAGCCUGGGCAGUCUAGACAGCAUAUCCAGCUCCAGAGAGACUUGUACCUCCAGUUUGUCUCUGGAUGAGCGCAGCGAGGAGUCUGGCAGCAGGGAAAAGGAUGCCACACUAACUUCUGCUGAGAUCACCUGUCCAGCCAGUACAGCAAAAGUCUGCUCUGUAACGACCCAUGGUUCUGUCAGUGAACAGAAAGAGCUGACCCCUCCAGGUCAUCAGACAGAACCAAUUGAAAGAUCACAGGUAACAACAGAAGGUGAAACACAGAGAAUGGAAUAUGAAAAGCCUCCAGUGACUGCAAGUCGACAUCUUCCCCUUCAAAGACAAGAAGCCACUCUGUUUUCCAAGCAGUGGGAGAGCUCCGUAUCCAGAGGAAAAUCACAGAGCCAUGAGAGCACCGACUCAGGCUUCAGUGAGAGCAGUGACCACUACCCAAGCCCCGGCAGCGCUUUACCUGACCACAGUAUGGAUUCCCUCACCGAAUCCACCAAGGAGCUUGAUGAAACCACCAGUACACAAAAACCUUCAGAACGAGGCCAAGUUGGACAGGAACCCAGAUAUACCGCAAGGGAGCAAGAGCAAAAGACCCUGGAGGAGCGAAUUUCUAAGCUCAUUUCAGAGAAUACAGCCGUUGUGGAAGACAAACAGCUGGAGAACGUAAGGCCGCGGAAGACAGUUCUGUCAAAGCAGGGCAGCAUUGACCUUCCCAUGCCAUACACUUACAAGGACUCCUUUCACUUUGACAUGAGGAUUAGUAAGACUCCGAAUGUUGGAUUACAAAGAAACAGGAAUCCUGGCUUCUACAGCUCUGUGCCCACUCAGUGCUCCACCACCGUGGAACAUGCCUCCUUAACCCGCAGCAACUCCCUCCCUUUCAGCGUUACCCUCCUGCAGCCUGAGAGCAGCAGCCCAACCUUCUCCUAUCAGAGUGAUUAUGUAACACUGGUCCGCAGGGGAAGCUCUGGCCAGAUCCAUCCAACAGGUUUUGCGAUCAAGCCUGUGAACCAGCAGUCAUCCACCCACCGCCCACUGGUCCGGCAAACAGCCGUAGACUGCAACCACGCAACAGACGGUCCCUUCUUGAAUUCAUCUGUGGAGGAGGCGUGCACCGGCAGUCUCAGCUGCGACGUGGAUGGCGGUGACAUUUGCGGAGAGCCAAGCAACAGAAAGUUCCGGAGGAAGAAAACACAGAAGUUUGCCUACAAUAAGUGGUACAUGUACGGCGGAGGGACAUUUAAGAAGCUCUACAAUGCUGAGAAAGGUGGAGAUGACAGGAAAUGUUCGACAAACCCAGAGCACGACACUGUUCACGGCGUACAAAAAAGGUUGCCAGCAGUUCAUAAGGAGACAGUAACAACAGCAGGCUCAGCCAUAAACUUCACAAGCAGCAGUGCAACAGUUUGCCAUCCAGGUUGCCCUCCUGCCAGACUACCCCUCGUCUGUCCCGUGGAUUUUAAUCUAAAAACUAGUCAGGUUCAUACGUCAUGCAGCUCUCUCAAGACCCCACUCCGGAGAAAUCUGUCUUUGUCAGUACUGCCAUUACCUUCACUUGGUUCUCUGGUUAGCCACAGAACAGACAGCAUGAGCGAAGCAGAAGCAGGGAGACUGAUUAAUGAAGAAAAACAUACUGACUCCAGCUCGCAGCUCUUUGGAGCCCGCAUUCCUUCUGACAGGAAAAAGCAGAAAACUGAUGACAAAAUAAUUUGCCCUCUGGAGAUGGAAACCAACCCAAACACACUGACUCACCCGCCUCCUUCUGUCACUGGCAGUGCACCUCAGCAAGAUACAAAUCUCAGUUAUAUCAACCUUCAGAAAAAUAUAAACCAUCCACAGCUCAAAGGAGCUCUCUUCCCACCAUGCAUAACCAAUGCAAAUGUUAGCACCUCGCUAACCACUGCCAUCCCCUCCUCUGCCAAGACCAGCUUUCUACCCAAGUACCAGCUAAAGUUACCUAAUGCUGCUGAACCUGAUUCACAUCUUUCACCGCAUCUUGUGGACAAACCAGCAGGAGCCGACGGCUGCACUUUCUCCCCUCCACUGUCAUCUUCUCACAAUGAGCAAACCUCACCCUCGGUCACAACAUGGAAAUUUUGUAAUCCUGUCACCUCACCGUUGAUGCAGAGUUGUGACAUCAAAAAGACAAAUGCUUUCAGCUCCACACAAGGCCAGCUCGUCUUGCCUUGCACAGCCACAACCCUUUGUCAGCUUGAAACAUCAAGACUCAAUCAAAAUGCAACUUCUAGUCUAACUGUAGUGCACAGGCAAUUUGCAGCAACCACAAUAACCACAACCUGCCUACAAGAUUAUCAGGCAGGAUUAUGCAGCACUAGAAUACAGCCCUCAAAAUCUGCAGGGGGCUCACCCAGACCUGAUGCACCCGUGGUUGUGAAAUUCCCUGCAACACCUACCAUAACGACAGCAAACAAUCAAAUAUCUGCCGCUGCAAUUACAUCUUUCUCACAAGGUCAACUUAACCUUAACCCCCCUGUGUCGCACACACAACUCUCACUAGCAUCAGACCAGUUGAGCCCUGUAAACAAAGCAUAUGCUAGCUCAAACACCCCAGCUGUACCUUGUCACAUUGUACCGUUUGACCAGAUGCAGCCAGCUGCUCAGAACGUUUUUCAUGUUCACACAGCAGACCUCCAGAUCUGCCUCCAGAUCAUAUCUGAUGAGCAGCUGGCUCUCAUUGAACCCCAGAUCGAGAGGCAUGAAAGUAGCGCUCUCUCACAUAGAUGUGCUAUGGAAGCAGGGGUUCCAGAAUUGAUCCAGAAUAAAGCUCCAAGCUCUGUCACCAUGGAAAGUAGCAAUGAGGGAAGCGACCAUCAACAGCCAGGACAUCCAGAGGAGUUGGGCCAAAGGCUUAUGGACGGAGCCUCCCUGGCGGGAUGUCCAGCCCAGAAGGAGCCACAGAAAUGGGGUACAGACUGGAGGCCAACGCAGAGCCAAGAGGCUGGAGAGACAAACCACCAAUGCAUGGAGGCACAGGCCGGCAGAGGGGAGGUGGGAGAGGAGAAGAACGGAGGAAUCAAGACAGACGAGGUGCCAGGACAGCGGUGCAAGGCAGAGAGGACCUGCAGAUACACAUGUUUACAAGACGUGACAGUGCCAGAGAGAGAAGACAGAAAGGUCCAGGCAGAUUCCUUUAAGACCCCUUGGCCAUCUGAGCAGCAUCUUCAGCAUCUUCCACAGACACACUCAGGAAUGUCUGAAUACCCUCCACAGAGCCCUCAGCAAGCUUCAAGCAUGUCAAAUAACCUUAAUUCACCUGCCAGCAGUAGUCAGACCAGCCUUUUCAAUCCUCCACAGCCCCCAUUGGACAUGAACAACUUCUAUUUCUCACAACAACACUGGGAAAGCAGCAGCAUCCAUACCCAAGAAACACAGAUUACAUGUGAAUCAAAUUCAAGUCAGCAUAUCACAGCACAGGCCCAGUUAGCAGAAACACAAAGUGCCCUUUCAAGAAUUGAGUCCAGCUCUCAAAAAACUCAAACAUUUUCACACCAGGACCAAAAGCAGACGAGCAUCCCUCUGUCCAUUCAGCAAGGAAAUACUACUGCAGGUAACAACAUGACAGCAGUAAGCGGUUGUACAAAGUUAACAUUAGGAAGUAACAAAAAUCCCUCGCCUGAUGUCAAAACAUCAUUCUCCACAUUCCCCUGCCAAGUUUCUCAUUCUAUCCAAGUCAGCAAAGCUACUGCUGGACUGACAGAGGACACCCAAGCACCAAACAACAAUGUGCUAGAUAAUAAUGCUGUGCUGUCAUCAAAGCCUUUUACAUUCGAAGGAACUGAUGGUUAUCAAGACACCAAGGAUAAUGCACCAUAUGACUUCACGAGUCCGAGCAGUACCUCUGGGAGACCUGACAUUACCAAAUCAUUUUUCUUGGCCGGCCAGCUUCAUGGCUACCAGCCAGCCGACUGUCUGACCAGUGGACUAAGGCCUGUGCAAAGCUGCCAGGACUACACAGAAGACACCAGCAGUAGUGACGAUGAAGGAAAGCUUAUCAUCGAGCUUUAGAUGAACAUGCACAUAUGCUAUUUGGAGUUUUAUUGCUGUUUUUCUGAGACAAAAUUCCUCUGGAGGCAGAAAUAAUAUCAAUGACUGAGUUAAGUUAGUGGUCAGAGCCAAAGAACCAAAUGUCCAAAAUCAAAAUAAGUUACAAUAUGAAUAAUAAAUUAAAGUCCAUGGGAAACUUUGCAAGAAUAGCUUAGGUUGAAUGUGAGCCAAUGCUGCGUUCAUGUCAUAUAGUACCGUGUGUGAUUACAAGUGGCCAAGUUGCAAAAAACUGCUCACGUCAGCCUCCUAGUUGAACUUCCAAGUUGGACCAUCAGGAAUUUCAGCUAUGAUAUCUCCCACAUUGCAACAAAGAGCCACAGAAAUCAACAAACUACUCACAAAACAGCUGCAAAGCCUUCCACGCUGGCAGUUACAGCCAAAUAAAAUCCUAUAAAUCUAAUGCAGUCUAUCAUGGCAAUUAUAAAUGAGGGCACACUGUUUGUAUCUGGUUUCAGUUGUUAACAAACAAAUAUUUAGGAUGUUAAACCUGGCUAAUUUAGGCUUACUUUCCAUUUACCUGGUGUAACUACAAAGCUAGCAAUGGUGUUAAUCAUCAGGGAUUAAUGCGAGAGCGACCCCUAUUCUAUCCUGUAUUCAUUGUCUGGUAACGUAUGAUAAUAUAAAUAUCUGAAAUUAACUGUCACCAUUUAGGAAUAUCUUGCAAUCACUCGAAAACAGCAUGGCUAUUUUUUUCAUGUCUUUUUGACCUGGCUUCAUGAGUGUUGACAGAAAAGUUGUGGCUCCUUCUGCUGUAUAACCCAACCAAUGAGAUUACCUCUGCCCCAAAGAAACGCUGUAUGACUUCCGUUCUGCUCACACACGCUUACACACAUACCUACCUAUCUUCCCACACUCACUCGCUCCCAUUUAUUGCACUUUGUAACCUUCCCAGACAACACCUGUGUGUGUGAAUCAUGUACACAUGCUGCCAAAUACUCAUUAAGUUGAGCUAUGCUGGCAAUCAGAUCACCCGGGUGAGGCAGGCAUUGGCUGGAGGGGCAUGACCCUUUUCCCAGUCUGGGAUUUGUAAUGAGUCAGCAGCUAAGAUAAGGCACCGCAGCUCACGAGAACAGGAAAUGGGUGUAAGUGAACAUUUCUGUACAUAAAUCCACAGUCGUAGCUCACACGACUUGCAUGUCAAUCCUCAGCCCAUUAGUGGACUUGACAGGUGUAUGUGUGCAGGAGUGCUGACUGAGUUUUAUCUCCAGUGCAUCUGUUCAGGCCUGUUUUAUUUGACAUUUGACACAGCGGAAAAGCAAGGGCACGCAAAUGUACAACAGUUUACUUGGUCAGGUUACAAGCUGAUUUAUUAUGGUGUUGCAAAUUUUAAUAUUUUCUCUUGUUUUCAUUUUCUAAUUUCGUAUUCUUGUUACAGAUUGGAUAUGCAUAGCUGACAAAGCAAUUCAUUUAUCUCAAGUUAAGACUUUGUGUUUUCAACAAUUUUAACGAAAGAAGGGUUAAAUUAAACCAUAUUUAAAACCAUUUUCCCCUGA
Micropterus dolomieu (smallmouth bass) is the source of this 6365-nucleotide messenger RNA. It is a transcript of the gene znf831, whose product is annotated as zinc finger protein 831. Bases 307 to 4833 code for a protein of 1508 amino acids. The record is from RefSeq and is a predicted model, not a curated record. Lineage: Eukaryota; Metazoa; Chordata; Actinopteri; Centrarchiformes; Centrarchidae. The transcript is spliced from 4 exons.